Molecule: messenger RNA, 7803 nt
Organism: Porites lobata
Lineage: Eukaryota; Metazoa; Cnidaria; Anthozoa; Scleractinia; Poritidae
Source: the annotation of a GenBank genome assembly
CAUUUUGCGUUUUCGAAGUCCGGCAGGGUACAUGUGUGUUGUGACUGCGUUCGUUUUAACCCGUGAAGGAACAAAUUCUAGAAGUAUCGUUAACAAAAUUUACUUUGGGUUAGAAAUAUGCAGUGAUAAAGCUUUUUAACUGCAAUCGAGUCCGACAGUGGGGCGAGAGAAGCGCAUCGCUGUAUUCUACAGCUGUAACGCUUUUGAACAGCCGAUCCUGGCUCGAUCCGAAGGAAAGUACGUGCUGAGUAUCAUGGAAAGUUCUUCCACCUGCAGGGAUUAGCGUCGCUAAAUUUUGAUCGGGAAUUCACUGUUCCAUACUAACAAUGAACGAAACAAUUACAGCAAACGAACCCUUCAUAUUGGAACAAAAUGGAGUUGAAAGGCCAGUGCAAAAAUCAGCAGAUUAUGCCGCGGGCAACAAGGCCAACAGAGAGCGGUAAGAGAAAAAUAUAUUUUUUAUUGAAUUUUAUCCACUUCAUUAAACAAAGAUGUCGGUUUUUCAGUGCAUACAUGAAAAUUGGUUUGACUGAUGAACGUUUAAAUCAACACCUGCGACGGAUAUGCGUGUAUUGAAAGCGAAAAGGGUUCGCCACAUGUAGUUGUGUGAAUUAAACAAUAUGCAAAUUUUCUAUGUUGUAUUUAUCUUCCUCAACUAUAGUUAAAAAUACAAGUCGAUUGCAAUGAGUAAUUUCAAUUAGCAAUACUGCACUCAAGAGCAUUGAAAUAUUGAUCGUAACUAGACUGUAACUUUCAGACCUUUCAAUUCAGCGUUAUCGGAUAAUUUUUUAAUUGAAAUUCACUUAAGCUGCGCCUCAAAAAUGUCAUGUAACUACUGAGUGUGUUCUGUUUUUCGACCUCAUUGAUAGCUUUUCUUCUCAUGCUUCCGUCUGUAUCGAGGCGCCGAAAAAAUAUAUACAUCAUUUGCAUUGGUUGAGUCACUGAAAUAGACCUUUGCAGCUGUAAAAUAGGAAAAUGCUUUACCCCUAAUGGAACGCCGCAAAGUUUCCUGAUAAGUAAUAAGGAGGAGUACAAAGGGAAAAAAAGGCUUAAUAGACUUUCUUUUAUUGGUUUACCCGUCUUCACCAUAACCAGUCUCUAGCUUCCUAUCAGUGUAUUUUAAAGCAGCGUUUGUAUUUUAAAACAGGUGUUGCUUCGGUGGGAGGAGGAAGAAUGACCAUUGUAGGGGAUUGGGAAGCUGGCAUUUCGCUCUGACUGGAAUGGCUAGCACUCUAAAUGUCAACGUCUCAAUGCCCCUACAGUGGCCAAUCUAGCCUAUCAAUGUACAUGAACUGCCCCAAGGAAAUCAUCAUCACCAUCAUCUUGAUUAGGUCGGUAAAAGCCAGUUAGGCUAAACACCAACCAUUUCUAAAACAUAAAAGUAAAAAUUACAUACAACAAUAGGUAGAAUAUAGAAUAAAAAAAAUUAACUAUACUAAUUAACACGAAGUUAAAAGCAAACUGGUCGCGGUCUCUUACCAGGGCUUUUCAUUGCAGAACUUUGGUCACAGCUCAAACUGAGUUUCUCAAUGCUGGUUGUUACAAGAUCUGGUCGCUUACCAACCAGUGGUCGCAAGCACAACGUCGUCAGUACAACCCAAAUUGAUUUUUUUUCCUCAACCGAACACUGGGAUUUUUUCCAAAAUUUUUGACAAGACUCAACUCCGGACAUAAAUGAGCCGGUCCUCAUCCCGUUGUUUCUUUUCUUAACUAAUUGCCUUUGUUUGAUUUUUCUUGUAGGUCUUGUUACAAACAUCGCUUUAAUCCCUGUCAUCGGUGGUCUUUGCUGUGUAGUUGGUUUGUUCUUUUCCAGCAAUACUUGGUUGGUAAACUCGGAGAACAUGUGGCAAAACAUCCGAUGCUAUCCAUUUUGGUAUGCGUCCUGUUCGUGUGCUUUUGUGCGGCGGGGGUUGCUUGGCUUAAAACAGAAAGCAGAACUGAGAAAUUGUUUAUUCCUCAAGAUAGUAGAGCUAUCAAAGACUUAAAUACGGCGGAGCAGUUUUUUCCGAUCAACGUUCGUUAUGAGAAAGUUAUUUUAGUAGCACGUGCGCAGAACCCUAACGUUCUUACACCUGAAUGUCUCCACGAAGCGUACGACGUGCAUAAUCAGAUUUUAGAAUUAAAUUUAUAUUCCGAAUAUUGUUCGACUCUUUCAGGACAGAAAGCGGCCUCUCUGAAGGAUUGCGUAACUGUAGAUCCUUUUGAAAUAUUUUCAGUGACAAACUUUAGUAAAAAGACCCCGCUUGAAAUCCAGCUGGAGCUUAACAAAGCGUUGAACAAUAAUAGUUUGAUAAUGCGAAAUGGUCAACUUUUUAAGGUCAACUUCAAGAGAAUAUUCGGUCACCCAACGGGGACCCGUAACGGGACUGAUUUGUAUGUAACAGGUGCGCAUGCGCUACAACUGACUUAUUUCAUCCGGGAUCCUUCAGAAGAUGACCUAAGCAAGAAAGUUCUUAAAUGGGAGAAGGCCUUCUUGGACAAGGCUUCUUCGCUUUCUACGACGUGCUUUAAGAUGUAUUAUGAAGCAGAAAGAAGUACGGACGAUGCUAUUGCUGAAAAUGGGAGUGCAGAUAUUACUCUUGUAUCCUUCACUUUUACUGUUAUGAUAUCCUUCGCUUGCAUUAUGUUGAGCAAGUUUUCCAAUCCACUGACUGGCCAUUCGCUGCUUGCGGGCGCAGGCGUUCUUGCAGUCAGCUUUGGAAUUUUAUCGGGAAUAGGAAUCGCUAUGUGGUGUCGCGUCACGUUUGUUAACAUCGUAGGCGUGGUUCCGUUCUUAGUUAUUAGCAUAGGAAUCGACGACAUGUUUAUCAUUGUUGAUGACUUGGAUCGUCAACCGCGCCAGUUUAGUUUGGUCAGGACUAUUAAAGAGGUUAUGUCAAGAACUGGCCCAACAGUUACCAUGACAACCCUGACGGAUUUAGUAGCCUUUGCGGUCAGUACAUCGACUCAACUUCCUGCCAUUAGGUAGGUGCCUUCCAUGUGUUAUUUACAUGUUAUCUAGGUUUCCCUUAAUACAAUCGACUCUCCCUAACACGGACAUCUUUGGGACCUAGACGAUGUGUCCAUCUUAAAGAGGUGUCCUUCUUGCAGAAAUACAACUAAAAGCAGUAAAGAAAGGCGAGGAACCAACUCUAGGUAUCCGGAGUUUUAGCGAGGCGUCCGUUAAGACUAAGGUAUAAUGUGAAGUUUGAUAUCUGUAAGACCAAUUAAAACUGUCCGUGAUAGACAAAUGUCCGUAUACGUUAGAUAUCACUAGGGAGCAUCGAUUAAACAUUUUUCGCAUUAUAUUGUACCAAUAAUUAGCGUUUUGAGCUAGGCAGCGUGGUUAAGUGGUCAGCGCACCGAUUUUGGAAUCCAGAGAUCUCAGGUCUCAGUGCGGCCCCGACUGCUAGCAGAAGUUGUUCCCCAGCAAAUCCGACCUAGGUUCGUGGAACAUGAUUGUAAAGAGCAAACUGGUCUUAUUUUUUCAACCUUGUUGUGUUAAACAAUCUUCCGUCAUUGUUAGGGCCAGGAGCCCAUAACCCGGAACGAGCAACUCCCAUACUACGCCUCACCGCGUUUUUACUGACCAGUUUACUUUUAGACUUUUUUCCCGCCAACAUAGAACCUCCACCAUGCCUAUAAGCGCAUUCGAAGUAUAAGGUAUCAAAAAGGAAAACUAAACGUUAUUAAAAGGCAAAAAAUAUCGUUUUUAGGUCUGUAGGUUUUGCAGAUAUUCGAAAUCCGGGUUAUGGGCUCCUGUUGGGGCCCAAUUGCCUUUAUCAACCCAAUUGCCCAAUUGCCUUUAUGCGCAUUUAAUCAUAUUUACAUGUACUUUGCGCUAUAUAAAUAUUAAAUUAUUAUUAUUAAUUAUUAUUAUUAUCAGGAGCCCCCGCCUUUGCGUUGCUAACGCUGUUGCGAGUCACAAAGUCAAAGCUGAGCGCGCAUUUUUCUUCUUUUUUCAGAUCCUUUUGUAUUUAUGCAGCAUUAGCCACAACUUUUGCGUAUGUAAUGAUGAUAACCUUCUUUGUCGCUGUCAUGACAUUUGAUGUUAAGAGAAUCAAAUCUGGACGCCGAGACUGUCUACCAGUCUGUCAAGCACCUCAGCCAAAAGAUGGCGAGGCACCCUGGGACGAGCCGCGCCCGCAGUCAUCAAACCGCAUCAUGAAGGGCUGGUCAACAUUUCUUAUGCAUCCUGCUUCAAAGUUUUUUGUGCUUAUUCUUUCCUUAGUGGCGCUCUCUAUGGGAAUAUACGGAACCACCAAAGUGACUGAAAGGUUAGUUGCCAUACAGUGACUGGGACUAUACCCUGACCCACUGAAAAAUCCGAAUCAGCAAGGCCUACCACAGAUUAGGGACAAACCAUUUUUUUUUUUUUUGAAAAUUUUGAAAUAAAUUGUUUGCAGAGGCUGUAAAGACUGAAAUACAUUGUAUGCAAUUAAAAAAAAGUGUUUGCAGGAAGACAGGAGACACAAAAAUGUCAAAGGGUCUAGUUUUAUCGUGUGUCUCACGAUGGUCACUUUGAUAUUGAUCACGACGUUUCGACCGCACACUGCAGGUUUUCAUCACGCGAUAUUGUCUGUUUACUGAGUCGGAAUAUUUGUACCACCGUGGUUGUUAGUGAUUGUUGUCUCACGAACCUUGCUCAAAAAUUGUUUGCAGCAGGAGCCGCAUAUAAAAAACGUUUGCAUAUGAAAAUUUUACAACCCUCCCAACCCCCCUCCCCCACCCCUUCGUAAUUAAAUGAAAGUUUAGCCAGUUGAAAAUUCGUGUGUUCAAGUGUUCUGUUCACAAGGAACCACGCUAACCGUACAAAAUUUAGACGCCUAGCCUUUCAAAACUUUGAACGGCAAAGUCGAGGUCAAACUUUUAGUCGCCCCGGUUAAAAAUUUGAUUCACUGUAUGCUUUUUAACUAGGUUUGAUAAAACCAUGUUGGCCAAGGACGAUUCUGAUCUCAUGAAGUUUCUUGCUGUUGAAGACAAGUACUUUCAACAAUCCAUUCCUGUCAGUAUAGUUCUCACCGGUGAGAAAAAAUAUCAGGAAAGAACAACUCAAGAAGAAAUAAGCAAGUUGUCAAGCAUUGUAAAGGAUAACAGUUAUUUUCAAUCAGAGUGUUUUUCGUGGAUGAAUACCCUGAGGCAGUUUUCCAAAGAGAAAAAUAUAAAUAUUUCUGGAAAACAUUUCAUGCCUGCAUUAAGAAAUUUUAUCGAAAUUCCGCAAUUUUCAGGUUUUAAGCAAGACGUGAAACUGUCAUCUAAUGGAAGUUAUGUGCUUGCUUCUCGGGUUGUAGCUUUCAUGAAGAAUGACCCUGCUUCAACCUUUCAGAAAAACGCCAUGUUAACAAUUCGCGAGGAUCUUGCUAUCAAGUCUCCACUUAAAGUGUUUCCGAUCAGCCGUUCUUUCAUCUUCUUUGAGCAAUACGCCAUAAUCUCUAGGGAAACCACAAGGAACCUUAUAAUAGCGGCCUUAGCCGUGCUUGUAGUUACGUCCCUUUUCCUGGGUGAUUGCUCCGUGACGAUCCUAGUGGUGGCUAAUUUCGUGGCCCUGAUACUGGAGCUGUUUGGCCUGAUGUACGUGUGGGAUGUGUCUCUGAAUGGCGUGUCGAUGAUCACUCUUGUCAUGGCUAUAGGCUUCGCUGUGGACUAUAGCGCGCACAUUGCGCAUGCGUUCGUGAUGUCCAAGGAGGAGACUGCUGACAAGCGGGUCGUGGACGCAGUUAGUACGCUCGGUGCCAGUGUUUUCAUGGGAGGUAAGUCGGAAUAGAAACAUAACGUAAACAAAAAAGAACCGAUUAACUCUAGUGUGAGUAGAAUUUAGUCGAAAUCACUAGAGACCGUUAUUCGAAAAGGCGCUUCAACACAGAAGAACCCAUUACCGGACGUAAUUUGGUCCCAACGUUUUUCUCCAUGCCCAAAAUCGGGUGUCUGUAAGUCUCCUUCUCAGCCUCUCUGGCCGGAUUGUCACUUCAAUCUUUUUAUUACGUCAUUUUCUGAUCGCCCCAUCAGCAACAGCAAGGUACUGCGAAGGAAUUCUACGCUUGUCCGACCCUAUGAAAAUGGACUUUAGCACUGCCGAGUUAAACGUCUUCAUUAACGUUUCCCCUCACUCCCAAAGCGCACCCCCUAUGAAAUUUGUUUUUAUAAAGUAUUGAAAAACAAAUUUACCUACUGUGGGUUUUAGCGAGAGUGUGCAGUUGUAGGAGCGGAAACAAAUAAUCAAAAAAAGUUAGAAGUUUUAUCAUUUUUCGAUUGGAGACUGGGCUUAACCUCCUUCGAUAAAAAUAACCGUGUUAACUUUUCUGUUAACCCUUUAAGCCCUAAGAGUGAUCAGCCUCAAAUUUCUCCUUGUAAUAUCACUGCUUUAUAAAACACAGUGGUCAUGAGAAUUGAGGGCCUGAUCACACAAGAUGAAUCUAAUUGAUACUUCAACAAAUUCUCCCCACUGCUUCUAUUGAAAACAUAAAGGGACAACAUAUGAGAAUUUGGAUUUUGAUAUUAGGGUUUAAAGGGUUACAAAGAGUACAAUGAAGCUGUCCGCUGUGUAUAUUUUUUGAGAAUACGCGAAAUUUCGGCGUCGUAGUCGUCCUCUCGGUGAGCACUCGCUGACUUAAAGAAAGCGUGCGGUUAUCUUCUAGAGCGCAGAGCCUAACAUGUGAUAACGAAUUUUACCGAUGCUAUACUUUUCUACUAAUGUCUAAUUAACAUCAUACAUAUAUCCAUUCCUUUCCAACAGGAUUCAGUACUUUCCUUGGCAUGUUGGUGCUUGUUUUCGCUUCCUCAGAAAUUUACCGCAUAUUCUUUCGUAUGUUCAUGGGUAUUGUGUUAUUUGGACUUCUUCAUGGCCUGUGUAUCUUACCUGUGCAGCUCUCCUUCCUGUGGUGGAGACCAGCUGUCACGCAUGCGCAGACCAGCAACUCGGAGCAAUUGACAAAGGAAGCAGAUGCCGAGGGAGAGGAAAAUAUAUAGUUCCUAGCAUGACUGCGGGGCUUCAAAACUCGCUUGCCUAAUUUUACUUCGAGAAUUCUUGCCCAUUUCUAACUGAUUUAUAUUUCCCUUCUAAAACAAUAACUACAACUAAUUUAUUCAGACUGUGAUGUAACAUUAAGUUCGCAACUCACUGAUCAGGUACGGCAAAAGAGGGAAAAUUAGCAAAAAAGAAAAUUUUACAAUCCUAGAUGCCAUUUAGGGUGUUGUGUUUAGGAUCGUUACGGUGUGGUUUGCUAAAUGUAACAUGGGAAGUCGGACCUACAGUAUUUCUUCAAUUUUGAAUCUUUAAGUGAGUCUACAGAGUCGCUGUCUUCUGUAUUCGAGAUUUCGAGACACAUUUUUCUCUAAAAUUGUGAAUUGAGUUUGACUGCUUUGACAACAGUAUAAAAUUCACGGCAAAAUAUGGAUUUGGGUGGUUGAAGGCGGGGGGGACGGGGGAGAGUGCUAUCAUAGCCUACGCGGCUGGUGGGAUUAUAAUGGCGGGGUAACUUUUUGGGGCCAAAGCUGCGAGGAAAAAGUCGUCAUUUUUCUCACUACUCCGCCACCAAAAUAUAAAACAACCGGCACGCGCGUAACCUGAGAUCAGGCUCUACUUUCGUUUCGCUUAGUAAAUAAAAUGUAGGAAGCUGCUAAAAUUGGGCCUGAUCUCAGGUUAGCACGCGUGCUAAUCCCACCAGCCAGAUAGUCUUGCAAAAAACGAUCAUUUUGCACAUUCUGCAAUGAACAUCAUACUCAAGGUAUUGUUUGCUAUGCAGUUCAAGGCAGAGGAUAACCGAAUGCCACUUACAUUACCUUUUAAGAGCGUUUAAGCUUAGGGUGUUUUUUAAGAGUUGUUUC